GGACACAACAGAGUCAGAAUGGCCUGGCUCCUCCACUGACGGGAUGAGUUACAUAGAAGAUGCUCAGAGUUGCCAAACACUCACCAAGUUAUUCAGUUUUAAACAGUUCGUUCAAGGAUUUGCGCAUCACCGGUGACCACGCCACACCCAAAUGAGCUUGGCAGCGUGUCUGCCUGUCUCGGGCAGGGGAUGUCUUGUGUAACAGCGGUAUCAGGCAGUGGCGCGCCGACAGCAACCAGUUGCUCCGGCCCGGAUUCUCGUUGUCAUGUCCCAGAGGAGGCGGCGCAUACGGCGGCCUCUGAACGCAACUCGAGCCGAAAUAUAAGUUGAAGACACGGUCAGGGGGGACGCUGUUCGUGGACAACAGUCGUUUACCUCCCGCGGCCGGUUCUUGGAGGAAUGAGAGGCGCGUGUUCGGCUCUGAAAAUGGGGUUGUUUUUGCACGCUGUCGGCUCUGUCACCCCCACGGAGUCCGCACCAGAGGGGAGCUCUGAUGUCCUUGUGCUGCAGAGCUUGAUCCACUGUGAUGGCGUCAACAACCAGAGCUACUUCUGCGAGUAUGGACACUGCUGCGGAGAAUCCCAGUGUUGCAGUUAUUACUAUGAGCUCUGGUGGUUUUGGUUGGUGUGGGCAAUCAUCUUUAUUUUGUGCUUCUGCUGCAUUUGCCACCACCGGCGCACAAAACACCGCCUGCAGCAGCAACAACGGCAGCACGAAAUCAACCUCAUCGCCUACCGUGAAGCACACAACUACCCCUCAGUUCCCUUUUACUUCCGGUUUUUACCAAACUACCUCCUUCCUGACUAUGAAGAGGUGGUCAACCGACCUCCGACCCCUCCACCUCCUUACACCGCCCUGAACUUAAACUCCUCUUCAAUGGCUUCUGUUGCCAUGGCUCCUGAGCAACAGGCGGGACACUGUCCAUCCACCCAGUCCUCUCCUGCGCCGCCGGUCUCUGACGGUCUCUGCAGUAGACCUGCAAUAGAGGAAGCGCAGCCUCCUUCCUUUGACUUUAGGCCAAAGCCCAAUAACAAACCCCAUCAAACAGCCCAAGACUCCAGCAUUAUUCUUCUGUCAGAUGGACUGAAUGUGGAGACGCUCAGCAGCCAGGAGAAAAAAAGUGGAAGUGGGGAUGACUCCUGCAAGGAUCCCCUGCUCAAGGACCUGUCGCUGUCAGAGGGUUGUAGUGAGGACCAAGAGCGCCUCCCCAACGGCAGGAGGCGGCGAUUCACCGGGGACUCUGGGAUCGAGGUGUGUGUGUGUGGCACACGCGGGGGCGGCGGUUUUGGUGGGGUUGGCGGGACGGGCCAGGAGCAGGAGAGCCUGCUGGGGCGCGGCGUGGAUGACGGUAACGAGGAGGAGGAUGCGGGCGACUUCUGUGACAGUUGCGGCCAUCGAGCCUCCCUGAGUUUAGAGGAGGAGCAGGCGCUGGGCGGGGCGGAGAGGAGGGCCGGGCGCGGGCCCCCGCUGACGCCUCCGAAUGCAGGCGGCUGCUCACUCGGUUCCCCUACUUGCCUUCUCCUCCACACCAUCAGCGAACAGGACGGCCCGGCUCACAGCCCGGAUCCGCAGGGAUGAAACGCUAAGAGGUGUCAGCGGCACCGUCGGAUUGUCUUUACGAAAUGAGCCCAUCUUAAAAUAACCAGAUGAGGGAGCAGCAAAAUGACUCCGAUGCAAAGGUGGAGACGCCUUGCUCUUUUCCGUACUAGUCCCAGUGGCCUUAACCAGUGCAACAUGGGUUGUGUAGGGGGCAGCUCUCCUCUCUGCAGUCAUCCUUCUCCUUCUACCCAACGCACUGACUCAGCAACAGAUUCGGUGGGAGGAUGAGGACAGAAACUCUUCAGUUGCAGGAAAUCUGUAGAGCUGCAGCACAUUACAUGGUGGUGUAUCAGGCACUGCGGGAAAACCUUGCAUGAACUGGUGCCUUCAUAAGGACACUGCAGCCUCUACGACAAGAGCAGACUCCACGGCGUCCCAGUAGUCGUGCUUCUGAAGUGCUUUUUCAGCAACUGUAAACCACUCUGCCUUCUGUUGGUGUUGCUCUAUCAGCCUUACAAGCGAUACAGUAGUCUGUCUGUGUUUAGAAAAAAAAAAAUAGAUAAAGCGUGAACACUUCCAGUUUUGCACAGUUUCUCUAAAAUGAAAAUCUUUUGCAAAGUAAAACGAACCCCAACAUUUUAAGGCUGAGUUUUUACUUAAUUUGGUCUCGCAUGGUUUGCGGUUAGUUUCCAUCGCAACAUGUUUAAAUGGAGAGGUGUGUACGUGCGUGUGUGUGUGUGUUAGUAGGAGGAAAUGUAACAUUUACUUGGAAUGUGUUCGUUUCAGCCUAACUUAGCUGAAUGUAUGUAGUUGGUGCCUAACAGAACUCGGUGUGAAAGUUUGAGGAACAAUAAGCUUUAGUGAAACUGACGAACCCUGAGAAAGCAGGUACUCAAAUCAAGAAUGUCGAGCUUCAGAGAGAUUAAAACUGAAAUAACAACAAGCAAACCUCAACAUUUCUUUUGUAAGUCACUUCAACAGAUUACCAACCCUGGCCAUUAGAAACAUCGAGAACUAUUCUUAAUAUUUGAUGUUGAAUCCUUGGAGCAACUUCCAGUCCGAUGUCAUUAAAUAUAUCAGUGACAUUAUUGUUCAGAACUAAAAUUAUGUCCUAGUCUGUUGGGUUUUUUUUCUUUUUAUGUUUUGCAUUUGCACUCUUCAGUUAAAGAGAUGAAAUUGAAAACGCUUUGAACUUCUAUGUAUGUUAAAAUAGGGCUGGAUGAACCAAUUAAAACCUGGUUCUGUCAGUUUCUCCUUAUAUAAAAUUCACUCAUAAGUAUUCACACUCUUGAAUUUUUUAUUUCUUUCCACUUUACCAAAAGUCUGGGCUUUAAUUUCUUACUGGACAAAAGCGUCCCCUCAGCAUGAUGCUGACACCACCCAGGUGGUUUCAUUUUGGUCACCUCAGGACCACCAUCUGCCGCUGUAAGCAGAACUUCUUGUGACUGUGAGUCCAGGUUUUUAUUUGUAAAACUUAAAAUUUUCCGCCCACUUCACAAUUACAGAAUUCCAGUGAAAUUCACACAAAUUUAUGGUUGUAAUCUGAAAGGUUCCAGGGUUGUUUCUGUAAUUCCACGACAAUGACAUUCUACACUUAUCGUCCUCCAAGUCCUAUUUUUGACAAUGUUGCUAAUGUUUGGUGAGACCUUAGCAAACAGUUAUUUCACCAAGGAUUCAGUUCAUUAUUUUGUUCAACUGCCCAUCUCCAUAGUUUUGGUCCACUGUGUUUUUCGACCACAAUAAAUUGUGACAUAUUUUGUAAGACUUUCCUUCCUACAACUGCAUGAAAACACAAAAUUCAAUCUCUGCGAAGCACAGACAUUUUAACAAUUGGUCAGACAAAUUUAUUUCGGUAUGAAUAUAUAUACUGAAAGCACCUUGCAGGAGAUCAUUUCCCCCACAUUCUUCAGCAAGGGGUUACAGUGCAAUGCGAAACCGUUUUGUAUUACCAGUAAGCUCAUUGGCCUUUAUGCGUCGCGACAUGGACACACUUUUAAGUGCUUUACAUAUUAGGGUAUGUUGUGAGCUACAGAUGAAGAAGUAUUGUGUACUUUUGUCUUAUUAAAAAGAACUAUUUUCAUAUCUGCCUGUUCAUUUAAGUGUAAUAGAGAGAAAAUCCUCAAACCACUUUAUAUUUGCAAAUUGUGUACAAUCACAUGUAGCGAGUUGGAGAACCAUAUAGUUGCUUUAUAAUGUUUUAUAAAAAUCUUUAGCUUUAUUUUCAUGGACAGGUUUUAUUAUUAAGGCUAACAUUGGGUUCUUUUAUAGAAACUCCCUCCAUUGCGAGGUUGUGUGAAAGGUACCUUGGACUAACAAGUAUUUGUUCAGAGAUCAGGGCAGUGUUGCCAAAGAUGGUUUUCUGACUUAAGUGUGUGUGUUUUGCACAUAUUCUGUGAAUGUUCUGAUCAUAAGCCAUUUAUUUCAGCAACUAAGAUGAAUGUAUGUUCAAUAAAUAUUCUAAAUUUACAAACAA
This is a messenger RNA of Poeciliopsis prolifica (blackstripe livebearer), 4012 nucleotides long. RefSeq names its product WW domain binding protein 1-like b (gene wbp1lb). The transcript has 4 exons. Lineage: Eukaryota; Metazoa; Chordata; Actinopteri; Cyprinodontiformes; Poeciliidae. The record is from RefSeq and is a predicted model, not a curated record. Bases 400 to 1578 code for a protein of 392 amino acids.